Messenger RNA from Clarias gariepinus (North African catfish), 2797 nucleotides. RefSeq names its product homeobox A9b (gene hoxa9b). Gene Ontology annotation, biological process: DNA-templated transcription; anterior/posterior pattern specification; regulation of transcription by RNA polymerase II. Gene Ontology annotation, cellular component: nucleus. The coding region runs from base 1225 to 2010 and encodes 261 amino acids. The transcript has 2 exons. The record is from RefSeq and is a predicted model, not a curated record. NCBI's taxonomy places the organism in Eukaryota, Metazoa, Chordata, Actinopteri, Siluriformes, Clariidae. Gene Ontology annotation, molecular function: RNA polymerase II cis-regulatory region sequence-specific DNA binding; DNA-binding transcription factor activity, RNA polymerase II-specific.
UAUGAUAGUGACAAACGUGAUUGUACAGGUUAUUAUGUAAUAGUUCUGGUUAUUAUUUGAUUAUUUGGUAUAUAUAUAUGAACUGCAUUCAUGAGCCACGUCCAUAAUAAAAAGGGCAUCUUAGUAGUAUAAAAAAAUAAGGGUAUUCUUAAAAUGAAAGAAUCAUACACUAUUGCGAAUAAAUCAGUUAAAAUACCUACACUUUAAACGAAGUAUACCAAUUCAAUACACAUGUCAUUUUUCGUGCUAAAUACUAUUCAAGUACCCUAUUAGUUAAAUUAACAACAACGACUAAUUGUAGGCUAAUUUUUGUGACCAUUAAGGGUUUUUCUGUGUUAAAAAUGGAUAGUCUACUUGCAUCUUUUCUGAGACUGAUAUUUAAAAAAAAAAAUGCUAGUAAAUUUCCAAUAUUUUUAAACAUGACAAAUUAAAAAGGUAAUUAAAUUUAUUUGAAAUGCGCUGCAAUAAAAGCACACACACACACACACACCUUUCAAUCAGUCCUGUUGUUAAAAGACUGCGGUCACUAGCUAGUAGAUCAUAUCUCAACUAUUCCAUGGCACUUAUUGCCGUAUAAAACUUACAUAUGGCUCACGUAAUGAUUGUCUUCAUUUCUUAAACAUGUCUGUAAUAUUUUAUGUCAUCUUGUGCUACUAUAAACAUUAUGUGUUGGCCACGUGUAAUGUGUGAAGCCGGCAAGAUGUUUUUUUUGUCAUCAUCUGCAGCAUUAGCAACCUAUGGUUAAUUGACUUGGAUAUUUUUUAUUGAUUUUAUGUAGACUCAUUACCUUUCAAAACAAACAAACAAACAAACAAAACAACAACUUUAAAUGUGUUAUUUUGUGAGUACUGUUAAUCCAUGGAUUAAAUCCAUUAUCGUUUUUAUCAAACUGAUUAUAGAUAUAGCUUAUAUUAUAAUAAAGAAGUAUAAACCUAAUUGCGCAAAUAAAACCAAAUUUGUUCCUCAUAGAAGCGGCCUUGCCAUUAAAAUUUUUUACUGCAAAAUGGAGGCGAUGUGAAGCUCUGGUUUAGGAGACCCCUUUAUUGUUCUCUCCCAUGGUCACGUGUCCAUGUCAUCCAAUCCUGUCUCGGCCGCCGUUCAACUUAUCAAAGGUCUGUAGUUCACAGUGAAGUCGAGCGUUCCUAGAUUUGCAGAUUCCGCCCUUGUGUCUAUUCCGUGGUGAGGACUGUACGCACGGUAUAGCGACUGUGUGCGUUUUUUGUUAUGUCGACCCUGGGUACUCUGGGUUACUACGCCGACUCGCACAUUCCUCACGAGGACGAUGAUCAUUUGGCGCCGCGGUUUCCAACUGCACCGACGAUGCAUAGCCAGGCUCGAGAGCCAUCUCUGUCUGAAUAUGGAGAACCCGAUCCAUACCCUUUCCAAAGCAAGUCGGCUAUUUUUGGCGCGUCUUGGAGCCCUGUGCCCGUGCAACCGCCGGGCGGUACAUCUAUCGCAUACCAUCCUUACAUACAUCAGCCGUGUCCGACAGCCGAGUCGGAUGGAGCAUCUGCGCGCGCCUGGGCGCUCGAAUCGCUUUCUGCGUCCGUCCCUUUCGCCGGAUUAUCUACAGAUGUGCAUCACGAUAUUAAACUCGAACCACUGGUCGGGAGCGGUGAGUGCACCACGCUGGAUGCAAGAACUCUUAUGGCUCCUGAUGCUCAAAGGAACGCGAGCCCUGCGGUAAAGGAGGCGGAUCUGACCCAUGCGGAUGUGACAGAGCCAAGCGACGAGAAAACGCUAACGGAUACUAAGCCGGAUCUAGACCCAAAUAACCCUGCGUCCAACUGGCUACACGCGAAGUCCACGAGAAAAAAACGCUGCCCAUACACUAAACAUCAGACUCUCGAGUUGGAGAAGGAGUUUCUCUUUAAUAUGUACCUGUCUCGUGACCGUAGAUACGAAGUGGCAAGACUGCUAAAUCUCACCGAGAGACAAGUUAAAAUAUGGUUCCAAAACCGUAGGAUGAAGAUGAAGAAAUGCAACAAAAAUCGCCCCAAAGACAUCUGAAGUUAAGGAAUACUGAUGAGUGCACACUGCAAUGAUUUGGACAGCUUUCAUUCCUGCGCACACCGGUUUUGUGUUAUGCUUCUACGACAGCACCAACAACAACAUCAACAAAUUUUACGUUUGCACCUAUUUUUGGUGUGAGAAUGUGUCGAUGUAAUGAUUGCGGUUUUGUUAUAAGGCUGUUUGUUAGUCCUCUUGUGUCGUGUUUGCUUGUUGUAGGUCCAAGUGUUUAUUGUUGUGUCCAUUUUGAUCCUCUUUCAGAUUUGAGCAACUUUCCAUGUAGGCUACUGAUUUCAGGGACAUAUAGGCUACUAAUGCUCGAUAUAUUUAAUAUUGUUGAUUUGCAUGUGUGUCGGUCGCUUUUCAAAAUGCCAGAAUGACUUCUGCCCAGAUAUUUAAUGUUUAAUGUAAUGUUUAUUGUUACUACCUAGAUGUAUAUGAACUACCUAUUUGCAUUAUGAAAAUUAGUGUUUUGUCGUUGAGACAUCGGUGAAUUUUGUAUCAUAAACAUGCUUGAAUUUUUUGUGACUGGAAAAGAGCCUGUACACGUAAAUACCUCAAAUCAUACGUUAGCAUAGCCAUUUUCAGUUUAAUGUUCAUCUGUGUAGAUAACAAAUAAAAGUUCAGAAAAUGUAAUAUUUGGGUAGUGCACUAUUUCCGUUUUAAGUAUAAACAAAAUAAUUACAAUUAUAGCUAUAACAUAGAUAGAUAGAUAGAUAGAUAGAUAGAUAGAGAAAAUGGCUAAGAUUGACUAAAUAAUGAUUCGCAAAAAAGAAUAUAUUUUAGA